UCACAUGUUUCCCAAAAACACCCUUCUACUUUUAUCCACACAAUCCAAAAGAACCGAACUCACACUCGUACUGCAACUUUGAAUCCUCUUGCAGAAAUGGAGAUGACUGCACGAUCUUUGUCUCAAGCAAAGCUCCAAAGCUGCUCGGCUACUCUUUCACCUUCCUUCCUUCAGUCAAAAGCCUCUCUUUCUGCAUCAAAUUUGGUGGUCCCUUUUCAGUCCUGCAAAAACUAUGGUGUCAGGCUCAAAUUUGAUAGAAACAGAUUAAGGAAACAAAGAAAUGUUGCGGUUAUUUUUGCUUCUGAAAGUGAAAGUAAUACUUCCACAGAUGUCACUGAUCGAUGGCUUCUUGAACCUGCAGGUGAUGGAGAUUCAAGACACAUUGGAUUUAAGGUUCAAAUGCCAGAUGCGUUUGAAAUUGCUUCCAGCGAAGUGACUGUUGGUCGCCUCCCUGAUAAGGCAGAUGUGGUGAUUCCAGUUGCAACAGUAUCGGGAAUUCAUGCUCGGAUUCAGAAGAAAGGAGGGAAUCUUCUGGUGACAGACUUGGAUAGUACAAAUGGGACUUUCAUCAAUGACCAGAGGCUAAGACCAGGGGUUGUUUCCAAGGUGCCACCCGGAAGUUUUCUUAUAUUCGGGGAUAUUCAUUUGGCAAUGUUUCGUGUCUCGAAGCUUGAGAAUGUUGCCAGCAUCGAAAGCAAACCAGAGGAAUCUGCUGAUAAAGUAGAAAGUGAAACUGCAACCGAGGGUCCUUCAAUGGACUAAAUAUUGCAGGAUUUUGUUGAGGAGGCAUUCAAUUUUUGUCAUUAGAUUUUUAUCCCUUCAAAUGUUUUCUCUUUAUGUAAUCCGAAUUUCUUCCACAUACAUUCAACAUGGAACGAAAUACAUGAAUAUACUCUCUUUAUCAGCA
This is a messenger RNA of Gossypium raimondii (Peruvian cotton), 907 nucleotides long. RefSeq lists its product as uncharacterized. NCBI's taxonomy places the organism in Eukaryota, Viridiplantae, Streptophyta, Magnoliopsida, Malvales, Malvaceae. Bases 97 to 762 code for a protein of 221 amino acids. The record is from RefSeq and is a predicted model, not a curated record. Gene Ontology annotation, molecular function: protein binding; mRNA binding. The transcript has 5 exons.